UCGGAGGUCAGAAGCUGCUUCUUAAAAUUUGUUCGAUUCUCUCGGGAUUUUUGUGUGUCAAUUUAAAACGACCACAGCUGUUUUCAACCCUAAACGCAAUAACUUUGACUUCGAAGAGAACUCGUGUCCCAUUCAGCGAGUGUCUACUGUAUUUACAGUGAUGCAGAAACUGUGCCACCUCCUCUUCCCUCUGCUCUUGCUGUGCGUGGACGUCUGCGUGGUGCGCGGCCUCCGCCUCCUGCAGCUCUCUGCGCCCCUCCCAUGCUCUGCGCUGGUCGCCAUGUGGGCAGGAGGGCUGACCAGGGCCAGCCUCCUCCUGCUUGUGUCCUGCGCUUCCUGUGGAGGAGGGCUCUCGUGGGCGAGCAGUCUGUUGGUGCUUUGCUUGCACUUCCCCGCGUACGUGGGCCUCCUCUCCGGGCUGGGGUGUUCCAUCGAGGAGGACGCGUGGGGAUGGCACUCCUGGGAGAGGUUGUUGCAGGGCUACGUUGUGAUGGCGGUGGCGUGGGUCUACUGGAGUCAAUACGCCUCUUCGCUGUGGACGUCCAAGUGCGCAACAGAGAAGCCUAAAGAGGACAUUGUGUCAUCUCUGAGAAGACUGACUGGAUUCAUGCAACCUUAUCUGGGCCGAUUUAUUUUCGUGCUGAUACUUGUGCUGCUCUCCGCCUAUGGAGAGAUGGCGGUCCCUCUGUACACGGGCCGCGUGACCGACUGGAUCACAAACCAAGAAUCGCCGGAUGCUUUCAACGAGGCCAUCAUGACCAUGGGGAUAUUGACUGCUGCCAGCGCGCUGCAGGAGUUUAUCGGCGACCUGUUGUACACAUCCACGAUGCUCCGCAUCCACACAGCAGUGCAGGGCGUCGUCUUCCAAGCGGUGUUGAAACAGGACAUCGCCUUCUUUGACGCCACCACCACAGGAGAGCUGGUUUCCCACAUCAUCACUGACACCAACAACAUGAGCGAGGCGCUGAGUGAGAAACUCAGCCUGGUCAUGUGGUACACGGCCCGCUUCGCCUUCCUCCUGUAUUUCAUGGUGACGCAGUCGUGGAAGCUGACUCUGCUCUCCUGCAUGGGGCUGCCCAUUGUCUGGGUCAUACCCAAGUUCACCGGGGGCUUCAGUCAGACGCUGUCGGUGAAGGUUCAAGAGUCGCUGGCUAAAGCCAACCAGGUGGCCACAGAAAGCUUCUCCUGCAUCAAGACCGUGAAGAGUUUUGCCAAUGAGGACGGCGAGACGGAGCGCUACAGACGGGCCAUGGAGGACACGUACAACUUGCAUAAAAAAGAGGCGGCUCUUUAUGGAGUUACUACAUCUGCCAACAUUUUGAGCACUUUGGCCAUGAAAGUGAGCAUUCUCUACUACGGAGGGAUGCUUGUGACCAGGGGGACGGUGAGCAGUGGAGAGCUGGUCUCAUUUGUUCUCUACGAACUGCAGUUUGCCUCUGCUGUGGAGGCCUUCAUGCAUUCUUACCCAGAGGUGAGGAAGGCUGUGGGCGCCUCUGAAAAGAUCUUUGAAUAUCUGGAUCGGAAACCUCGAGUACCCCCAGAGGGAACCUUGGCCCCGGAGAACCUCAAAGGACACGUUGAGUUCAGGAAUGUUACUUUUGCCUACUCGGGCAACUCGGAUGACGGAAGCCUUAUUCUCAAGAACGUUUCCCUGGAAAUAAAACCCAAACGGAUCACGGCACUUGUGGGGCGCAACAGAUCGGGGAAGUCCACCUGUGUCAAACUGCUGGAGAGGUUUUACCAGCCCCAAAGCGGUGAGAUCCUGCUGGACGGGCUGCCGUUGCAAAGUUAUCAAGACCUUUAUCUUCGGCAGCAGAUCUCAGUGGUGAGCCAGGAAUGUAUGUUGUUCCCUCGCCCCGUGUGGGAGAACAUCAAGUAUGGCUGUGACGCUAGCGACGAGGACAUGCACCGAGCCGCCCGCCUGGCCGGCAUCCACAGCUUCAUCACGGGGCUGUCGAAGGGCUACGACACAGAUGCUGGCGAGAGAGGAGCACAGUUCUCUGGAGGGCAGAUACAGCGUAUCGCCAUCGCCAGAGCUUUAAUUCGACGACCCAAGAUCUUGAUAUUGGACAACGCCACCAGCGACUUGGACACAGAAAACGAACAUCAGAUCCUCCAGACUCUGCUCAACCAAGGCAGCGAGUGCACUGUGCUGCUCAUCUCCAACAAGAUGAGCGUCGCCAAGAAGGCCGACCACAUCGUGGUCCUCCAUGAAGGGAAGGUGGAGGCGGAGGGUUGCCAUGACGAGCUGCUGCAAGGAUGCGGCCGUUAUGCGGAACUGGUCACAAAGGAGGCGCACUGCAGUUGAGCCGAGCUGAUAACGUUUGGGUCAAACAUUGCUUAUUGAUCAUGCUGACGGUAACGUUUGAGAAAACACAUAAUCGACAACAACAAAAACACACAUUCUUAUGCUUAUGCUAUGCCUUACAGUAGCUCUGAACGCUGCAUUAUUACGGGUCACAUUGUAACCGACCAUCACCAACCUGUUGAUUGCGAUUAAUCAGUCAACGUUUGGGACUCUUCUCGUCAGUCCCGAAAACGUAAUCUAUUAUUUUGACACCAUCCAAAAGGUACGCAUUUUAAUUCCUCACAUCUCACCUGUCUCGACACCACGGCCCCACCCCCAGGCACUGUUGCACACCACACCGGCUCAUCUCACAACGUGCACGUCAAAAAAAAAAAUCAAUAAUUUGCAGUAAGGCAUUCAAAGGCUGAUUGUUGCCAUUGAGGACACCGAGGUCAUGUCCUCUGUAUUUAUUUAAGUGACAAAAAGAAGAUGAUAUGACUGACUGCAAAUAUACUUUGCGUAGGACAUCGUGGGUGCGGGGUUGGUACCAAUAUUUUGAUAUAGGUACUUAAAGGGGCCAAAAAACGGCGUUAUUGACUUUUUUUUAACAAAACAAAAAUCUUAUGAUACAUUUAGGGUUGUCCCGAUACCGAUAAUUUUGUACCGGUACCAAAUUUUACACUUUUCGAUCAUUUUUAAAACAAAAAAUGGCAUUAUUGGCUUUAUAUUAACAAAAAGAUUAAAUGAUACAUUAAACAUAUGUUUAUUAUUGCAAUCCAAGAACAGUUUUGGCAUGAAAUAAGAUAGUGAACAUACUAGACAACGUCUCUUUUAGUGGACUGUGCGCUGUAGAUCAUCCUCUCUCAAUAUACAAUAUUUGGUCAUGCACAGCCAUUCCAGACAACAUUGUAACACAAUGAAUCCCACUUUUAUUUGAAACAUCAUCCGAUCCGAAAUGGGCUGUCAACAUAACGUUAACAUUAUAUUAUGCUGACGUGACUAACGUUGGUUUUACCUGAAUGAACUUGAUGUGAAACGCUGUCGGUAUAAUAUUGUUGUAUUAGUCAAGCUCGUUCACAGAUAUCAAGCCCUACACGGAAAACACGCACUGUGCUUAGGCUUCGCGAUCUGUGGAGGGACCUGUUUUGCGUGAAGAAGCACAUGCUAUAUGUAAUUGAUUGAAUGACAAGGCGCUUCAUAUAAAAUUUUACCCCAAACUUAUUCCUGGCCACGUCAUACCCUGUCACUGAUAAGACUACAUGGGCGAUGCAGAGCACCGCAAGGGCCCUAUUGAAAUUGCUCUCUUUUUACCUCUAUACUUUUUGAGGCCCUUAACCUGCACAAAAAGUCCCCAUAUUUUGCAGGCGUGUCAGGUAUGGCGAAAAAUGUUAUAUUUUUGGGGGUCCCGAAAAUGAAAUUUCAAACUUGGCUACUAUAAAAAGAGAACAAAUUAGCCCCGCUGAUCAGGUUCAUGUAUCGAAAAGAAAAUCGGAAGUCGGCAGUCGCCCAUCUUGGUCUUCGUCUUCCUUUUUUCUGCACAAAAAGAAUGGGUUGUACUUAAACUCCUCCCUAGGGACUUUGGCCAAAUGAGUCGCGUUUGAAUUUACAGAUACUACACAUAGAGGUGAUACAUUUCGAACACAUUUUUCCUACAACAUAAGAUGUGGGCGUCGUAUGGUGCAGAACUUUGCUCCGAUGGUUUUGGGCCUUUUUCAGUGAAAAAAAAUGGCUCGUACUUAAACCCCUCCUAGGGACUUUGAUCGAUUCAGUCGCGGUUAAAAUUACAAAUACUACACAUAUAGGUGAUGAUAAAUUGCAAACAAAUAGAGCCUAUCCAGCUCCACUCUGGUGGAAGGUUUGAUAGUUAACUUUUCUGAGAAACAGCAUUUUUCAAACUGAUGUCAACAUGUGCACUGUGGAGGAUACUUCCUCUCGGAAAGUAAAAGUUGAAAGACAAUAAAGUGAACAUUAUUGUUUUACACUGGAUGUUUUCAUUGUCACUUUAAAAUCACUCAAGUGUAAGUUGUUUUUAAUUACUUGCUUGAAACAGUUGAUGCCCCGGCACAAUUAUUAGCACUUAAAAAUACAUUUUUGUAGUAAUACAUAUGAUUAGAAUAUUUGAGCAUUAUGUUCGCGUUCAAUUACAGUAAGUGUGUUUGUCCUAAAUAUUCCGGGUACUUAUUUUAUAUACUAUAACGUUUUUAAGUUUUUUGGGGGGGACAUAUACCACAAUAACAUCGUACCGUGAGAUUUUGAUACCGUUACAUCACUAAUAUAUAUGUGAAGUGAAGUGAAGUGAAUUACAUUUAUAUAGCGCUUUUUCUCAAGUGACUCAAAGCGCUUUACAUUGUGAAACCC
This is a messenger RNA of Entelurus aequoreus (snake pipefish), 4645 nucleotides long. It is a transcript of the gene tap1, whose product is annotated as transporter 1, ATP-binding cassette, sub-family B (MDR/TAP). Gene Ontology annotation, biological process: transmembrane transport. Gene Ontology annotation, cellular component: membrane. The transcript is spliced from 13 exons. Gene Ontology annotation, molecular function: ABC-type oligopeptide transporter activity; ATP hydrolysis activity; ATP binding. The record is from RefSeq and is a predicted model, not a curated record. The coding region runs from base 161 to 2308 and encodes 715 amino acids. NCBI's taxonomy places the organism in Eukaryota, Metazoa, Chordata, Actinopteri, Syngnathiformes, Syngnathidae.